AUACUCGGCAUUGACACCUCAUGUGAUGAAACCGCUGCUGCAGUUGUUGCUGAUGGUAGGGAAGUACUUUCCAACAUUGUUGCUUCGCAGGUUGAAACACACCAAGAAUAUGGUGGCGUUGUACCGGAACUCGCAUCGCGCAAACAUAUUGAAGCGAUUAACUACAUUGUGAGUAGAUCGUUGGCAGAGGCGGGUGUCACAUUUAAGGACUUGGAAGCGAUCGCAGUGACAAAUCGUCCCGGCUUAAUCGGGGCGUUGCUUGUUGGGGUUGCUGCGGCGAAAAGCCUUGCCUAUUGCCACAAUCUGCCGUUGCUCGGUAUCAAUCACAUUGAAGGACAUAUCUAUGCACCCUUUUUGCGUAUGGUGCAUGAUGCCCUACCAUUUCCACAUAUCUGCCUCACGGUUUCUGGCGGGCAUACGUUGCUUGUCGAAGUUCAUGAGGGGUGGCAAUACAAGGUAUUGGGGAGCACACAAGACGAUGCCGCCGGUGAAGUCUACGAUAAGGUCGCGAAAUACCUCGGACUCGGUUUCCCGGGCGGAAAAGUGAUUGAUGACCUCGCACAGAAAGGUAACCCUUCGGCGGUGAAAUUUCCAAGACCGAUGCGAAAUACCGACGACUACCAAUUCAGUUUUAGCGGUAUCAAGACUUCAGUGCGCUAUUUUGUUGAGAAAGCGCGACGGGCAGGUCUACUUGUGGAGAAUGGACAACAGGCUAUCGAAGAUAUUGCUGCCAGUUUUCAAGCGGCUGUCGUGGAUGUCCUUGUCUACAAAUCGCUGCGCGCAGUGAAAGCCACCGGUGCUGCGGCUAUAACGUUGACGGGUGGCGUUGCUGCGAACAGUCAUCUGCGUGCUUCGCUAAAACUCGCCGCUGCGGAGAUUGGUGCAGAAGUCUACUAUCCACCGAUGAACCUGUGUACGGAUAACGGCGCAAUGAUUGCGGGAAUCGCUUACCAGAAAUAUCAGCAAGGGCUCCGAGAUGGACUCUCUCUAAAUGCUACUCCCAAGGGUUCUAUUUUUUAA
Geodia barretti is the source of this 1020-nucleotide messenger RNA. NCBI's taxonomy places the organism in Eukaryota, Metazoa, Porifera, Demospongiae, Tetractinellida, Geodiidae. The record is from the annotation of a GenBank genome assembly.